CAAAAUGAGCAGCUCCGAGGAAGUCUCCUGGGUCACCUGGUUCUGUGGACUUCGUGGCAAUGAGUUCUUCUGCGAGGUGGACGAGGACUACAUACAGGAUAAAUUUAAUUUAACUGGUUUAAAUGAGCAGGUGCCCAACUAUCGGCAAGCCUUGGACAUGAUCUUGGAUCUGGAGCCGGAGGAUGAGCUCGAAGAUAAUCCCCUGCAAUCGGAUAUGACCGAGCAGGCCGCCGAGAUGCUCUAUGGACUCAUACACGCUAGAUAUAUAUUAACAAAUCGCGGCAUCGCUCAAAUGAUUGAGAAAUAUCAAACUGGCGAUUUCGGACACUGCCCACGUGUCUACUGUGAAAGUCAGCCUAUGCUGCCAUUGGGUCUGUCGGACAUCCCCGGCGAGGCAAUGGUGAAGACCUAUUGCCCCAAGUGCAUUGACGUGUACACACCAAAAUCGUCGCGCCAUCACCACACCGAUGGCGCCUAUUUCGGCACUGGAUUUCCACACAUGCUCUUUAUGGUGCACCCCGAGUAUCGUCCCAAGCGUCCUACUAAUCAGUUUGUUCCAAGGCUGUAUGGCUUUAAAAUACACAGCUUAGCUUAUCAAAUUCAGCUGCAGGCAGCAGCCAAUUUUAAAAUGCCCCUACGAGCGAAAAACUAAUUCAAUAAAAACCACCAAUAAAAAAAAAUAUAUAAACAAAACUACAACACAAACACAUACGCACGAACACACAACAAACAAAAAACCAAUUCAUUCAAUUGCAUGUAAACCAAACAAAAAUCGAUACAAAAAAAAAUAUAUUAUAAAAAUCGAAAUGAUAGUUUACAACGGGAAGACCAAUAGACAGCAAUACACAACAACAACAACAACAACAACAACAGCAACAGCCACACUGAGAGACGGAGAGAGAGACAACUGUAUUGAGGUUUUUGAGCGCCAGGAGCAAAGAAUCAUUUUUACAAAUAUAAAAACUAAAAAAAAAAUAAAACAAAACAAAUUGCGUUUAUAUUUAAAGACAAAACGAAACAAAAAAACCAAAUUAAACAUUAAACAGAAUAAAUUGUAUAACAAAACGUAAUAGAUGAAAGGAAAACUCCACACACACACAUUCACCGAUUCAUUUAGCAUCUUAAAACAUGUGGAAAUAUCAUGCUAUUUAAUAUCUUUUUUUUUUUUUAAUUCACUACAAUUCUUUAAAUUUGAUCUAUAUAAAAAAAAAAAAAAAAAACAUUCAAGGACAUAUGUAUUAUGUUAGCUUUUAGUAUUACCGAGAGCAGGAAAUCCCUUAGAUUGAAGUUUAAGUUCAAGGACUACUAUACAUGCAUAACUCUCAAACAUAUAAAACUAUCACUCACACACACACAUACACAACAUGCAUAUAUAUAUAUAUUAUUUGCUUUAGUCAAUUAACCGAUUAUUUUGUUUUUAAUAACUGUUCGUUUCGUCACCUUUGAUGUAUGUAUGUUUUUUGUGUGGCAUUUUACAACACUGGCAGUGCAACACUUGACCAAAAAGAAAAAAGAGAAAUGGUAAUGAAAGAAAACAAACGAAAACAAGAAACAAACAAACAAAAGAGACUCGAAUUAGACAGAGAAGAGAGAGUGUGUGAGGAAGAUAAAGAUAUAGAUAGAAGGAGAUAGAGGUAGGAAAAACAAAAAGAAAGUAAUUUAAAGUAGAGAAAACAACGAUAAAAGCAACAUAGUACUUCCAAAUAAUAAAGAAGCAAAAUAACGAUCAGCAUUUAUGUAAAACGACAACGCUAAUAAUACCCUGUAUAAAUCCCAUAGCAGUCCCUAAGGUGUAUCAAGAAAGUAAAGAUGAACAAAUCAUUGCCGCUCAAGAAAAUUAAGGAUAAAUAUAAUAAAAAGAAAGCUCCCUCAAAGAAGUAACCGUAAAACAGCAUCCAAUACAGUCAUCCCCAUCCUAUCACCCGCACACCCACAGAUACAUAGCCCCAAAAAAAGAACACACACAGAAUGAUAAAAAAAAAAGAAGAGAGGAGAAGAAAAGCAACCGCUUGGAAAAUAUGGAUAUGGAUGAAUGAGGAAGCAAAAAUGGCAGCGCAGCACUCAAGCAACGAAACGAACGAAAUCGAAAGAAAAGAAGCCCCAAAAAGCACACACAGACACACACAAUCAAACAAGAACACACACAUACACCUUAAAACACACACACACUCUGAGACAACCAAAAAAAAAAAAAGAAACACUCAUGAGCAUGCACGGACAAGCAGGAAAAGAUAUGGAAAAAGGACCGAGCGCUGCAUCCUUUUUCCAUGAUGUUGUGCACACACUGUAAUACAACGUAACAACCAACGUAAAGGCAAGUGUUGCCUUAUCGUUCCCAGAAGCAAUAAAAAAAAAGAAACAAAAACUUGUGGCAGUGUUCAACAAUCAAUCAAAAAAACGCAUAGAAAAACGAAUAAUGAAUAAAUCGAAAAGAGAAGUCAGCAUUUCAAAUUCAUUGCAGAUUGUGUGUGUUCAGUAAAGUUAAAAAAAAAAAAAAGAUAAUGAAU
This is a messenger RNA of Drosophila eugracilis, 2507 nucleotides long. RefSeq names its product casein kinase II subunit beta (gene CkIIbeta). Bases 5 to 652 code for a protein of 215 amino acids. The record is from RefSeq and is a predicted model, not a curated record. NCBI's taxonomy places the organism in Eukaryota, Metazoa, Arthropoda, Insecta, Diptera, Drosophilidae. Gene Ontology annotation, cellular component: protein kinase CK2 complex; cytoplasm. The transcript is spliced from 6 exons. Gene Ontology annotation, molecular function: protein kinase regulator activity.